AUGGCCAUUGUGGAGGACGAAAAGAGCGAGGUUUUUUUGCUCCAGCUCUAUCAUCAGGUUGAGAUGAUGGAAGACAUUCUUAUCCCUGGCGGAAUAUUGAUCAUCAAAGACCCAUACCUGAAGCUCACCGCUGAUGGUCGGCACGGAUUGCGCGUCGACCACGUCUCCGAUGUUGUUUUCCUACUGGCGCAUGACAAACGCGUUCCCUCCUGUUGGCACUCGGAGCUCACGAACCCCCAGCUCAAGAGCGCCGACUUUUGGAAAACAAAGGGAAAAGAAUUUUUUGGUCAAUCAAGAUAUCAGGCUGCAGUUGAACAUUACACCAGAGCUCUGGUUUCCUCCCCCAGAGCCGAUGAGUGCCACAUCAUCAAGCUCAACCGAUCCCUGGCAUUUCUCAGAACCAACAGCUCUGAUGCAGCUCUUGUGGAUGUCAACUCUGUGUUGGAGGUUGCCAACGGCAAGACCAAGGAGAAAGCUCUGUUUCGCAAAGCCCAGGCACUGUACAGCCUCCAGAGUUAUCGGGAGUGUUGUGAGGCUCUCAAAGCCCUUUGCCUUGACUACCCCGACAAUGCAGCAGCCAAGGUUAAACUCAGCGAGGCAGUGAGUCGGCUUGCUGAACAUACCACCGGUAAAUACCAGUUCAAGAAGCUUCAUGCAGAGGCUGCUCGCCUUCGCCCGCCUCAGCUCGACCAUGCAACCUACAUUGGCCCCGUCGAGAUUCGUCAGUCUGGAUCCCGUGGGAGGGGCCUUUUCACCACCAAAGCAGUCAAGACAGGUGAUCUUUUGUUUUAUGAAAGGGCGUUUGCAUACGCAUUUCAUGAGGGUGAGGGAACCAGCGGCGACAGCAGCAGGCUGAUGAUGAAUCUCCUGAUUGACGUCAAUGCCAACAGCUUCACCUCUGUAGCCCAGCCGGAACUCAUCACCAUGCUCGUGCAAAAGCUUUACCGGAAUCCCUCUCUGACUUCUGCGGUCAAGGGCCUCCACUGCGGCUCAUAUUCGCCCGUUCAGGGCACCUUUGACAUCAUUGACGGAAUGCCAGUCAUUGACUCGUGA
This is a messenger RNA of Podospora pseudocomata, 1053 nucleotides long. RefSeq lists its product as uncharacterized. Gene Ontology annotation, molecular function: protein binding. The coding region runs from base 1 to 1053 and encodes 350 amino acids. Lineage: Eukaryota; Fungi; Ascomycota; Sordariomycetes; Sordariales; Podosporaceae. The transcript has 2 exons. The record is from RefSeq and is a predicted model, not a curated record.